Molecule: messenger RNA, 2613 nt
Organism: Chenopodium quinoa (quinoa)
Lineage: Eukaryota; Viridiplantae; Streptophyta; Magnoliopsida; Caryophyllales; Amaranthaceae
Product: protein SHORT-ROOT-like
Exons: 1
Coding region: 624-2255 (543 amino acids)
Biological process (GO): asymmetric cell division; negative regulation of mitotic cell cycle; radial pattern formation
Cellular component (GO): nucleus
Molecular function (GO): DNA-binding transcription factor activity; sequence-specific DNA binding
Source: RefSeq, a predicted model, not a curated record
UCAAGAGCCUACACUUUAAUAAGUUCAAAUAAGAAAAAUUCAAGUAAAGAUCGAACAAGUUCAAUUUUACCUCAACCUAUGACCAAAUAGGCAAAUAUGAAUGUAUAAUAAAUUAUUAAACAAAUACAAUAAACAAAAUUAAAAACAAUACCCUUUAGGCAUUAGGCCUUUACAUUCCCAUACUCUUCAUCGAUUAGACCAAAAGCAAAAAAGAGAUAAAAUAAUAAUAAUAAUAAUAAUAAUAUUGAGAUUCUCUCAAAAUACUCUUUUUAUUCUCUCUCCUACUAUACUAAUGAUGUUGAAUGAGCUAAAAUCCAACAUCAAGAUACUCCUUUAUUUCAAUAAAGUAAAAAAAAAAAAAAAGAUUUAAUUUUUUCUUAGAAUUUCCUAUCCACUCAGUUAAAAACCCACCACACCACCCCAUAUUCUCUUCUGAUGAUUUACACACUCACAAUAACUUGUAGUUAGUUUCAAUCUAAGCUAAGUUAAGUUUUAGAAGUGGGUGAGUGCGUUGAUAUUUCAUUUUUAUUUUUAACCCAAAAAAUAAAUAAAAUAGUUUUUAUCCCCUCAUCAUAUCAUAUUAUUCAUCAUCAUCAAAUUACAUACUUGAUGGUUGGGUUAAAAUGGAUACUUUGUUUAGACUAGUCAGUUUCCAACAAACACACCCACAACCACAACAACAACAAUUAUCUUCUGAUAAUCAAUCUUCUUUCAAUAAUUCCAAUUCUAGUUCUUCCUCUAUUAUCUCUUCCAAACAUUCUACCCAUAAUAGUAACAACAACUAUUACCAUUAUCAUCAACAUCAACAACAACAACACUUUCCUCAAGACGAAGAAUGCUUCAACUUUUUCAUGGAUGAAGAAGACUUUUCUUCUUCCUCUUCACACAAUAAGCAACAACCUCAACCGAAUACAACCUCGCCUUUUUAUCCUUCUUAUCCCUAUCAGCAGCAACAACAACAUCAUCAUCAGCAGUAUCAUCAUCCUUCUGCUUCGCCUUCCACUACUACUACCUCCACCCCCACCACCACCAACACCCCCCCAACCACCCAUGGCGGUGGUACAACAACAACCCUUAACCUAGAGUUGUUAUCCGACCCAUCUUUUUACGUAGGUAAAUGGGCUAAUAAUCUUCUACUGGAGGCAGCUCGAGCGGUGUCAGACUCUGACACCGCUCGCCUCCACCAAAUACUAUGGAUGCUAAACGAACUCGGGUCCCCAUAUGGGGACGUCGAGCAGAAGUUAGCAUCCUACUUCACACAAGCCCUCUUUACUCGAAUGACCGACUCCGGCGAUCGUUGCUACAACAACAUGAGAGUUGCCGCGGAUAAAUCAUUCUCGUUCGAAACAACUCGAAAGAUGCUACUUAAGUUCCAAGAAGUUAGUCCUUGGACUACAUUCGGACACGUGGCGAGUAACGGUGCAUUGAUUGAUGCCCUAGAUGGUGAGCCUAAACUCCAUAUUAUUGACAUUAGUAACACAUUUUGUACUCAAUGGCCGACUCUUCUAGAAGCUCUUGCCACACGUAUGGAUGACACGCCUCACUUGAAGCUAACCACCGUGCUCGAUAGCAACGAUGUCGGAGUCCAAAGAGUUAUGAAAGAAAUUGGUGUUCGAUUAGAGAAGUUUGCUAGAUUAAUGGGGGUACCCUUUAAAUUUAAGGUUAUUCAUCAUGUAGGUGAUUUGUCUACUUUAGAUUUUUCUGAUCUUGAUGUUAAGGAGGACGAAGCUUUGGCGAUAAACCUCGUAAACUCGUUACAUACGUUGAGUUUACGCCGUCGUGAUGGGUUGUUGUCGGCGUUUAAGGGGCUGAAUCCGAGGGUGGUUACGGUGGUUGAAGAGGAGGCGGAUUUUGCGGCGGAUGAAGAUGGGUUUGUACGAGGUUUUUCGGAGUGUUUAAGGUGGUUUAGGGUUUACUUUGAGGCGUUAGAGGAGAGUUUUGGUAGGACGAGUAAUGAGAAGUUGAUGUUGGAACGGGCAGCGGGCAAGGCGCUUGUGGAUUUGUUGGCUUGCCCGGAGGCCACGUCAGCGGAGAGGAGAGAGAAUGCCACUAGGUGGACAGGGAGGAUGCGUGGGGUAGGGUUUGGACACGUGGCGUAUAGUGAGGAGGUUUGUGAUGAUGUAAGGGCUUUGCUUAGGAGGUAUAAAGAAGGGUGGUCGAUGGCACAGUGCUCGUCGUUGGCGUCUCCGGCUGCCGGAAUAUUCUUGAAUUGGAGGGAUCAACCCGUCGUGUGGGCCAGUGCAUGGAAACCUUAGUUGUGGUUGGCACGUGCGGUCGUGCAGUUUGAAGCACGCUCGCACGUGCUUGCAAUUCUAUGUUUGUCAUGAGGUUUAUGGGUGUGAGAUUUUUAUUUAUUUUUAUUUUUUUUGUUAAAGAAGUAGGAAGUUUUUUUUAAAAAAAAGGCAUAUUGAGAUAUUAUCGAUCAAAUUAGGUUGCAAUUUGGAUUUUGGAUAGGGUUUGACAUUGCAAAAUGGAUGAUCAUGAUCAUAACAUCUUUAAUUUGGGUCAUGGAUUUUAUUUUCUUUGGAUUUGGUUACUUUUAAUAUCAAUUUGAUCACGCUUAAUUGUGAUUAAUUUUUUUUCAAUAGAAUUUGUCUAAUAAUUUUACAGUCA